Nilaparvata lugens (brown planthopper) is the source of this 433-nucleotide messenger RNA. Its product is annotated as peroxidasin homolog pxn-1-like. Gene Ontology annotation, biological process: response to oxidative stress. Lineage: Eukaryota; Metazoa; Arthropoda; Insecta; Hemiptera; Delphacidae. The annotation marks the transcript as partial. The transcript has 3 exons. Gene Ontology annotation, molecular function: heme binding; peroxidase activity. The record is from RefSeq and is a predicted model, not a curated record.
UGGCCACUAUAAACAUAUUACGCGCACGUGAACAUGGAGUUCCAGGAUUUAUAAAAUAUAAAAGGCUUUGUGGCUCGGAAGACAUUGACGAUUGGCCAAAAAUGGUUUAUCAUUUCCGGAAUUCCACUAUCGACCAUUACUUGGAUUUGUACAGCGACAUCGAGGACAUAGACUUGUGGUCAGCGGGGGUGGCGGAGGUGCCGCGAAGGGGUAGCCUGGUGGGGCCGACCUUCAACUGCAUCAUCGCCGGUACAUUCAGGGAUGUCAGGCGUGGCGACCGAUUCUGGUACGAAAACGAUGGCUGGCCAAGCUCUUUCACACCAGAACAGCUUUCAGAGAUCCGAAAAAUUAAAUUAUCCAGGCUUUUAUGUGAUGCUGGUGACAAUAUUCCCACCUUACAGCUGAGAGCCAUGGAAAUAAGUGACUACAAUGU